Messenger RNA from Cynoglossus semilaevis (tongue sole), 1061 nucleotides. Its product is annotated as transmembrane protein 182-like. The coding region runs from base 117 to 896 and encodes 259 amino acids. The record is from RefSeq and is a predicted model, not a curated record. NCBI's taxonomy places the organism in Eukaryota, Metazoa, Chordata, Actinopteri, Pleuronectiformes, Cynoglossidae. The transcript has 5 exons. Gene Ontology annotation, cellular component: membrane.
CCUCCCCAGCCUCUCCCCUCUCACAGCUCCCUGGGAGUUUCUGGGACGCUGACUGUUUGUUUAACAACGAGGGACACGGGCGAGGGUGCGAGCAGUGACCACCGGGGGCCGCAGUCAUGAGAGUGGGACCAGCAGCCCUGGCUGGGGGGCUCUUCGGGGCAGCAGGGACCCUGUGCUUCUUCCUGGCCUUCGCCACAGACUACUGGCUGGUGGCCAGCGACAACUGUGGACCGUACGCAACCGUGACCGGGGGGAGAGAUGUCAACGGGGGGAGAGAUGUCAACGGGGGGAGAGAUGUCAACGGGACUGAGGUUCCCUCGUCGGUGGAACCCGUCACCGAUUCUCCAAACUCCCUGAUCCUGCACCACGAGGGUUUCUUCUGGCGCUGUGUGUUUCACGUGGAGCCCGGAGAACACCCGGUCCUGGCCACCCUCUUCACCAACCAGCCGCAGUCCAAGUUGUGUAACCAUGGUUACCUGUUUCCUCUUCCUGUUGCCCUUGGACCCGUUCCUCAUCCCACUUACGAUGCCACAGCAGUGUUUCGGGGAUUCUGGACUCUGCUGAUGGUCCUGGGUCUGGGGUCGGCUCUGGUCGGAGGAUUCCUCCUGGUCUGCGGCGUUCCCUUCUACAGCCACAAACUCUACAAAGUGGGCGGAGCCUUCCUGGUCGCCUCUGCCUGUCUGUUCCUGUUCCUGCUCCUCCUCUUCCUGUUGUGGAUGGAGGCCGUGGACGUCCAACGUUACGUCCUCCAGGAGCGAGGAGAAGCCUGUCCACUGGCCCAGGUGUCCGUCCUCUACGGACUCUCCUUCAUGGUGGCCGCGGCCGGCGUUCCCCUGGAGCUCGUCUCCGGGUUGGUGUUCAUCCUGGUGGGCAGGGCGCUGCGCUGCGGCGUGUGAGCCGGACUGAAGAUCAGCCGGAGAGACCAGACCAGAACUGAACCAACAAUUUGGAGUCUGUGUCACGGUGUAAUUCAGGGGACAUCUUUGUCGACCGUUUUUUUAUUUUAUCUCUGUUCCAGAUUCGUCUUCCUGUUCGACUGGUUUCACUGGUACUUCAGAGCU